GGCCACAACAUCGGGAGCCUGUGUAUUGGGUACAGCAGCAACAUGGUGCGGUUCAGACAAAAGUUGAUAGUAUUUGAUAGUGAAGGACACAUUUGACUUUACGACUGGUAAAUAGUUCCUACAUAUUAUACAUACGCUUUUGUUGACAGGAAACUUUUUUUUUUGUGAAGUCGGCAACGUUGUUAUGGUGUUACUUUCCGUCGAUACACACCGGAACGAUGCACAAAUCCGGGAGUCAAACCUACACUCCAAUACACAGACUCCCGGUGUUGUCACUCAUCUGUGCGCGACUGCGCAUGCAACCGGAGAGAGUGAAGCGCGAGGAUCAGCUGUCAGCAGGUUCAGCUAAACUUGUGUUUUCCAUGUCAAGAUUCGUGACAAAUCGGUGUUUUGCCAGAUCUCGACCUUGUGUCCGGGAAUACACGUAAAGAUGGCGAAAAAGAGUAGUUCCAAAAAGUCAUUCAAAAGCUUGUUUUCUAAAAGCGAAGCCAAUUUAACCGACCCGGUGGAGAAAGAUGACGGUGGACGUAAAAUGUUUAAACUCUUCAAAUUCAAGAAAAAGAGGAAACCCAACAAAGAUGAAGAGAAGCAAGUCGUCGCCGGUGCUGCUGAGACCAAUGGAUCUGGUGGUGAUGCCCUGGGGAGGGAUGCUGAGGACUGGCCUGAUGUCAGUCACACCAAGAAGACCAGAUCUCUGACUGCUCCCAGAUCAAAGCACAUUGCCCCCCCUCCCCCUCUCACACUCACUAUACCUCCCUCUGUCUUUCCGUCUAUCGCUCGCAAACAGGCCAAGGACCUCAGCUACUCAGAGAUGGACCUCCGUGCCAAGCCCAAGAGGUUCGGCACGUUCACCUUUGGCUUGAAGAGGAGGAAGAAAAAGAGUGACGGGGAUCUCUCCCAGAGCAUCGUGGUCCUCCACGGCCCCGAGCCAGAGUUCAAAGGGCAAGAGGAGGAGGAGCUUCUGAACCUCAGCCUCUGGGACAUCGGCCAAGGCGACACUCUGAACAAGAGGGUAAGGUUCGCUGUGUCUCAGCCUGACCUAAACACUAAGACACUGGUCACCUCUUAUCCUCCUCCCACUGUCCCCAAGAAAUCGCAAGCCCAGGAGCCACCGAUGGACAGUCCUAAGACUGCCACCAACCAACCAAAUUCCCAGAUGGAUACCAUUAUUCCUCUUGAAGUGGGCCGGGCUACAAGAAAAGUUCCUUUAGCUAUGCCUGAGGUGGAGUGGAACGAGAUCUCACAGGAAGAGGAGAGCCCGGAUGUUCAGUGUGACAACCCGUAUGCCUCAACAGACCAUACUGACACAGCUUCUCCAAUGGAUGUUGAUAGCUUUAACCCAAGUCCUCCACCUUUCCCACCCAACCCACCUCCACCGUCCUAUCCAUCUAGCUCACCCCCCUGCUACCCAUUGAGCCCAGCUACAUCCUUUUCCCCCUUUAGCUCUCCUCCUGCUACAGUUGACACUUCAAACGAGAGUGAUGAAAUGUCCCCCUUACCCAGUGCUGACCCUGUGAAUAGUGGUAUUUUUCAUCCUGUCCUUCCUGUGACUGAACUCUCACUUAGCAAAACUGAGGCCUCUUAUGUUACUCUCUCCAUUGGACAACCUGUUGUUGUUGAAAAUAUCACCACUGUUACCCCUAAUACAGAUCCCUCUCCCAUUGCCUUUGACCCCAAUAUAGAAGCCACUAUUACUGAAACAGACACAACUGACGUUAAAACCGAGACCUUUCCUCUGAACCCUGAUUCUUUGGCUGACAACACUGAGAGACCUAUUCUCAACACCGUCACCUCUGCUCUUAUCACCGUCAACUCUGUUAAUGACAUGGACACCAACCUAACCGUAAUAAAUGAUGAAACUAUCCCACACCUGUCCUUGGAUAGCCCCUUUGACUCACCAAGUCCCAUUUUACCCGAAUCAGUUAAACAGGAGUCUAAAACUGCCAUUGAUCACACUGACACUAGUGUCAGUGACCCCACCCAAUCAUUACAGUCUGCCACUGACGCCCCUGUCCCCGACAUGGAUAUACCUGCCACUGCAGUCUCCAAAAUGGAUACCAGCCACCCUGACACAGACACCACUGCUAAUACUAACCUCACUGUUACUGAUACCGACUCUCAACCAGUAUUCGAAGAUCUUUACGACUCUCUUUUUCCUGGAAUGUUCCCCUCACCUCACAUAUCUGGCCACACCGCAUCUGCUCUCAGCACUUACACUUCUGGCGUUGUGACAUUGGGCGUGAUGAUGGACACUCGAUGCACACCUCCUAAUAUAGACGCUCCUUUUGAGAACAAGCUUCCCCCUGUUCCUCAAACAGACACUGCCCACCCUAGCACAGACGUCUCCCUCGCUGAGCCUGAGGCCUUUGCGCCUCUGUGCUUUGAGCCUACACUCCCCACGACUGAGCCCAUGGAAAUGGAGGACUUAGAGCCUGAGCGUCCCACCUCCGACUCACCUCUCCCAAAUACCGAUAUCGCUGUCCCUGAUACUGGCUCUAGUGACACAUGUGACUCUCUCUAUGACUUUAUUUUCCCUGAACUUUUUCCCUCUGACCAGGUGUCCACCAUUUCUGAACCCGACCUUGAUAAACCAGUCUAUGUUACGGACACCGAUUCUGUUCCGCUUCGACCAGAUUGCAACACUCGACCAAACCUUGUUGAUCAGUCGGAGCAUUUGACCGCAGCUCUUCCAGUUGACCUUGAUACGGGGGACACUGAAAACACAGAUCUCGUCCUUCAUCAUUCUGAUAUGAACAUGGACAACUCUGAUCACAUUCUCUCGGACAAUGUCACCCUCGUUUCUGACAUUCUUAGCGCUAGCCAUCCAAGCACUAAGAAUUCCAGUACUCUUGAAACCACCAUCUCCAUUGAUGCGUCCGUCUCCUCAACAAUAGCAGAGACAAUGGCUACUGAGACAGGUCAAGAAGCAGAAGUGCAGAUUAUGGAAGAGGAAAAUGGACAGAUUGAGCAGAAUAUUAUGUCCUAUGAUGUAGACGUUGUCAGGGAAAGAUCAAAUGAUAUGUCCACCAUGGCUACUGAGAAAGUUCAAGAAGCAGAGGUGGAGGUAAUGGAAGACGCCAACAGCAUAGGUUCUAAUAGACAGAUUAAGGAACAUUUGCCCUGUGAUGCAGACGUUAACAGGGCAAGCUCACAGUGUGUGAUCAUACCAGAGAACAGCAAUGCCAUGGAAGUGGCCAUACCAGCGGUCCAUUACAGCAUCCUGGAGGAUUACAUGGAGGAGAGUGGCGUUGAAGAGGAAAUGAAAGGAGCAGGCAAACAACGGAAGAAUGGUCAUGAAACCGUUGAAGCGGGAUGGAGUUUGGGGUCACAGAAAGUAAUGGAGGUAAUGUUAGAAACGAAGGAUAGAGGUCAAGAGAAUGAAGUCCACCGAGAGGAGAAGAGACGCAUUGAGUCCCCAGAAGACGGCGGUGCAGAGAGGCUGGUGCCGGUGGAGGAGAGAGGAGCGAGAGAGGUCUCGGCACUGGUGAAAGAAGGGUGGGAGGAUGGGGUGGAACCAGCCCUACCUGUUCAGCAGGUGCACACACUCGUGGAAUGUGAGUCGCCCGCCCCGCCUUCCAUCACAGAGCAGCAUGGAGAGGAGGAGGGGUCAGGGAGUAACCGGAGUGCAGUUACACACGCUUACCUGGUAACAGAGGCCUGCGCUGAUGCACAUACACUCAAACAGACCCCAGGCCACGAAGAGCCACAGGAGUCUCAAAGUGGCGAGAAUGAACACGCUGCCACCGGCAACAGAGAGAGACAGAACACACUCGCAACACAUAACACACUCGCACACACCACAGGCCGAGAGGGGAACAUUUUAGACACACUCACAGCAGAGGAAGCGGACCUAGUCACUCGUACUACCGAGGACACAUCCUCUUUCUCUGAGCAGAAAGCAAAAGUCAACACCACUAGCACACAUGGCGAGAACACAUUCGCACUUGACAGAGAAGCGACAGCGACAGACACAGAGUCCAGAACAUACACUGUAAAGAUAGAACAUGAAGGGACACUCGGUACUGAGUGGAUAGACAAUAUUGUCACGCAGGAAACAGACCGAGCCAGUUCAGUGCCAGAGCAGGUGACAGUGAAUCCUCCUGUCGCACGAGACACAAUCCUCGACAGACUUCGAAAGAGAGCCAACGGUCUUGCCACUGAGGACACAGAGAGACCCGGUGCAGAGCCAGAGCAGGUGGGAGGGACGCUAUCAGUCACUGCAGAUACACUCCUCAACUCACUGAGGAACAGAGUCAAAUUCCUCAGCCAGCCCAAAGGGUCUCUGGAUGCUUCAGCUGUUAACAGUACAGCUUUAGGAAACUCUGAGGACUCCGAUUCAGAAAUUCAGCAGAUAGUGGCUGAUCUGGAGUCAGACAGCGAGAUGAAGUCAUACAGUUCCACUCUCACUCUAAGACCCUCUCCCACCCACAAGGGCAUGGACAAAUCAAAACAGGGCUUCCGCAAAGUUUCCCUGGUCACUGACAAUGACACCACAGACCACACUGAAGACAGUGUGGACUACAGAGAAUGCACGAUCAACGAACCGAAUAGAACUGAAAGUGACCUAGGUCCAGUCGCACCAGAAUACAAAUGGAGGAACCUGUACGAGGGGGUGCAAACUACUUUCGAACCCAAAGGGGAGACCUGGCGCUCUGACUCUCAGUCAGAUGAGUCAAGAGUGUCCACAUACGAUGGACACUACUCUUCCCUCUCUGUGUACACACGACAACUCACCUCUCUCGGGCCGCCAUUCCAAGAACCUGGCUUGUCCUCCCUCUCCUCAGAGACACCCCGUUCCCCUGGCAACGGCCGCUGGUUGAGUGACAGGAGCGAAGUUCAGUUGACCCGGGAGAGUAGCGAGCCAGAGGCAGGAACAGGCAGGGGGAGUAGGAGGGUGUGGGAGGAGGAGCUAGCCACUGCACCUGCAGGACAGAGAGAGAGAGAGGUAGAGCAAGAGGGGAGGGAGGGAGAGUCCAUGGCAAGGAAGAUAAAGUCAGGCUGUGACUUGCAAUCACUCCCAGUCUCAAACUUCUCCUCGGCGGGUCAGACCAUUGACAACGUGGACUACAGCAGAGGCAGCAGUGACUCCUACUCCAGACAGUACAAGGCCACCCGCGUGGAUCUGCUCCCUUCCCCCUCCUCCUCGGACCCUUCCCCCUCUUCCUCUCCCGUGACCUCUGAGCCGGGCUCCCCCUAUCACUGCGACAUAGAGAGCCUGGUGGACACCCUGAAGAGCAUGAACCCUAACCUUCCCCAGAGGCAGAGGAGGCUGCGUGGGACCACCGCCCCCUCCAUCAUCUCCUCCCUGCCCUCCAUCGAGGAGGACACCCCCAGCUCCAGCCCCACCAAUACCAAAUCUCCCCAGGUGCCCCCUGGGUCUCUGCUGGAGGGCCCCAACAGCCGCUACAACCUGCCCGCAGACCUUGGCCUCAACUGGAGUGCCCCCAAGGAGAUGCAUUCCCCUCUGGAGUUGAUGAAGCUUCAACAGCAGCAGCAACAGGAGCAACAGGCUGGAGACCACCAAUGGAACCGUGGAGGCCUCAACCUCCCACUCCGAGCCUCGGCUCUUAGCAGCAUCGUCAUGAGGAAGAGCUCCUUGGGCAGUGACUCUUCCCCAGAGCACUCGCCGUCCCCCUGCUAA
Molecule: messenger RNA, 5641 nt
Organism: Oncorhynchus nerka (sockeye salmon)
Lineage: Eukaryota; Metazoa; Chordata; Actinopteri; Salmoniformes; Salmonidae
Exons: 4
Coding region: 431-5641 (1736 amino acids)
Source: RefSeq, a predicted model, not a curated record